AUGAUGUUCGACCCACCUGAUUUCCCGUAUAAAGAAUUAACAGACACCCUAGGUGACAGUUAUAACUCAGACGAUAUUUUUUUUAACAACGAUGCAAUGGGUUCUGACCUAAUAACAAAUGACAAAGAUCUAGUAAAAGUCACGGAAGCUAUAAUAUCCACAGUUGAAAAUCAGCUAUCGUUCAAUUCAAAUAUUUCAGGAAAAUCUUUUAACGUUGAGACUGUCUCGACUUUGAAUGUAGACCAAACUAGAGACGAACAAAACUUAGAGCUUUAUGUUGUGCAAUCAGAAAACUUGUUCAACUACGAGCCUACAUUAUUAGAUGAUAAUACGGUCAAUCAAUUUCUGCUGCCGAUUCAGGAAUCUUCGGAUACCGCUAAUAAGGAGCCAGAAGCCGGUCCGGACCUACUCGCUCUACAUUCAUGUGUUAUUUGCCAUGAGAUCUUCACGACGGAUGCUGAGCUACUGGACCACACGGUUCUCGUGCACGCAACCGCUCCUACAUCAGAUCAGGAACCGAGCACCUCGACGAAUAUAGAACAUAAUGAUACACAAGAAUGUAGUUACGAGUGUGAAUGGUUGGUGUGUGACGUGUGCGAGCGUGUGUUGUCAACCGCGCUAGACUCCCAGCCCCGCGAAUUAUUAUGCUGUACGGAAACGAGAGAUGGAAGCAAUAUUGGAUUACGAAGGUUGGCUACCAUGUUUGUGUGUGACUACUGCAGCUACCUAUUCGCUAACGGCGAGGCUUUGGAUAGACAUCGACUGGCGUGUUUCGCACAUGAAGAUUACUAUCCUAUACUAAUGGAGAAUCCUAUCAUGGAAUCAGUCGCUCCUCAUGUAUCUGAACACCCGUGUGGUGUGUGUGGGAGACAAUGUGCUAACAGCGAGGAACUAAGGACUCAUAUGAUGCAGUGUCAGCCUCGCAGACGACGCCCCUACUCCGGGAACACGAACAAGAUGUGGAACUGUGGAUCAUGCAACCAGCUCUUCACGACCGCUAGGGAGUUGUAUCGACACAAGCGCGGCGAGGACCGCCCGGCCGGCGCCCCCCUCACGGCGUACGUGUGCGAAGACUGUGACAAAGUACUGGGAAGCAUGUGCGCCCUGCACACACAUAAAAAGAUGCACAAAGUUUCUAAGCCAGGCUAUCCGUGUCGAGUGUGCGGGAGACGCUUUAACCAGAGCGGUCACCUCGCGAUACACAUGCGCAUGCACACAGGGGAAAGGCCUUACCCGUGCGACCUGUGUGAUAAGGCCUUCAAAGUUAAGGUGGAGCGUGAUGACCAUCGCCGUACUCACACCGGCGAGCGACCCUUCGCCUGCACCUCUUGUAGUAAAACUUUCACCGCGGCCGCCAGGCUCAGGGAACACGCCAGGAUACACACGGACCAAAGGCCGUACAAAUGCGAAAUUUGCGGAGCAGCCUUCCGUCGGCCGUACGCUCGCACCGUCCACACACUCAUACACACGGGGGAAAAACCUCACGAGUGUGACGUCUGUGGCACCGCGUUCAGACGUUCAGGUGAUAUGUGGAAACACAAGAGGACUCUUCACGGCAUCCAGGGUACAAGCGGUGACACAAAUUAA
Danaus chrysippus (African queen) is the source of this 1587-nucleotide messenger RNA. Lineage: Eukaryota; Metazoa; Arthropoda; Insecta; Lepidoptera; Nymphalidae. The record is from the annotation of a GenBank genome assembly.